Molecule: messenger RNA, 1164 nt
Organism: Penicillium taxi
Lineage: Eukaryota; Fungi; Ascomycota; Eurotiomycetes; Eurotiales; Aspergillaceae
Product: Zn(II)2Cys6 transcription factor domain-containing protein
Exons: 2
Coding region: 1-1164 (387 amino acids)
Biological process (GO): regulation of transcription by RNA polymerase II
Molecular function (GO): zinc ion binding; DNA-binding transcription activator activity, RNA polymerase II-specific
Source: RefSeq, a predicted model, not a curated record
AUGCCUCCUCUCAAACCUCGCCGGGCGCAUCAAAAAUCCCGUCUUGGAUGCGACCAGUGUAAGCACCGCAGGGUUAAGUGUGAUGAGAAGGGACCACCAUGUUCCAAUUGUAUUUCGCGUGAGCUCAACUGUACCUAUUUAAGAGCCCCACCAAAGGACCUGCAUUAUGUACGGCCACCUAGGACCACGAAUAGAGUCCCAAGAUCGCCUGACACCCCCAGAACAUUGGCUCCUAGUCCUGCCGCCUCCUCCCCUUCCGCCAUAUCCGGAGUACGUGAUCUAGAGCUAAUGCAUCAUUUCGCGACAGCCACCUUCCGGAGUGUCUGUACAUCUGAAUCUGAGUAUGAAGUGUGGCAGAUCAUCGUACCACGACUGGCCCUGCAGUAUGAGUUUCUGAUGAAUGGCGUCUUGGCUCUUGCGGCGUUGCAUAUAGCUACUGCCAUGGAGCUGCCAAACUCUUUGGCUUAUAUUGACACGGCAUUGCAAUAUCACAAUCUGUCAUUUGCACCCUUUCGCGCAUCCAUUGAUAACCUCACGCCGCAGAAUUGUGAGGCUGUAGCGGCGCAAUCUAUAAUCACAACUGUCAUCAGCAUCGCGUUACCGCGAAUUACGGCAGUCCGGGACGAGAGCUCCAACAUGACCGAAAAUAUCAUUGUCGUCUUCGAGCUUCUGCAAGGGGUCAAGAAUAUAUAUGAUAUCGGUCGGGCCUGGAUAAAACUCAAGUUCUUCUCACGUCGAAAAGAUGAUACAGACCCCUCUGAACUGGACGCCGAUACAGUGACUGCAUUGGAUCGACUAGCCACAAUAAACGAAGAGGCUUUCAAGAUAACAGUAGAUACAGACCAGUAUCAAAUCAACACAGAUGUGAUUGCCCACCUCCGUCGUUGCUGUAAUUUGUUUGCUAGCACAGAAGACCCGGCGCAUGUUCUUGCUUGGCUGGCUGCGGUUGAUAAGGAAUUCGUCGACAAUGUGCGGCGUGGUCAACCGUUGGCUUUGCUCAUUCUUAUGCAUUGGGGUAUUUUUCUAGGAAAGCUGGAUGGUCAUCGGUGGUGGGCACAAAACUCUGGUCGAGCAUUGGUUUCUGAACUCUUGCGAGUCAUACAGCCUGGUGAUGCGCAGUGGACUGACUCAUUGUCAUGGUCUCAGCGAAAGAUGGGCCUUUAA